Prorocentrum cordatum is the source of this 1617-nucleotide messenger RNA. The record is from the annotation of a GenBank genome assembly. Lineage: Eukaryota; Dinophyceae; Prorocentrales; Prorocentraceae.
AUGAGGAAGGUGGUGCAGCUAAACAGGGACACGCGGUACGCGCCCUGCUGGAGGUGCGCCCCUUCCUUGCUCGAGGACGACGCCGUCGGGGGCUUGGUCCGCCAGCGCAGUGCGGGCAGCAAUGCACCCGCAGGGCGCAGCAGCGACAAGGCCCCUUUUCAGGCAAAAUGCGCGCUCGUGCUGGCCGUUGCUGGACAGGGCUUGGACUGGCAUAGGUCCUGGCUCUUGUCCGAGGAGGAGUACCAGAAGUUCAAGAACAGGCUGUUCACACGCAUGGACAGUAACAACACGGCCGGUGUGAGCGACAACUUCAUCUCCCGGGCCGAAUUCGAUGCAUGGUGCAUUGGGCAUCAGAGCGAAAUCCAGCAGGCACCGACCCGCUUCCACGGACUGCUCCACGAAGACGUGAGGGAAAGGACGUUCGAUAAGUUCGAUAUGGACGAGAACCAGGUGUUGUCCAGGGACGAGUUCGACACAUUCAUUUGCAACCUUGACCGGGAGUACAUCAAGUUUCUCCUACGGUCUGAGCAAAUAGGUUUUCGUGCCUACUGGGGUCGAGGGUUGUCCACUGUGGAUUUUUCAGUCCAGAGUCGCGAUGACGCAAUACACAUGCUGAAGCGCCUGAUGCAUGGCAGUGCGGGGACGGCGGAUGUGGACAGAGAGCUGGCGCCACCACCCUCAGAGUACGUGCAGGUCAGGGAGAAAGAGUACGAGAGUGCCGACUCUCCAGCCUUCAAUCACACGUUCAUCUUCGGCCGUGACGAGGAUGCACCUCUGAAGUUCGGAUUGUUUGCCCCUGGCUGGUGGGAGGACUUCAAAUACUACGCCGCGAACAACCACUCUCUGUUCGGCAUCUUCGUGUGCGACAGGUACCACCCGCUGGACUGGAAAGAGCGGCUCAUGAUGGAGGUAAGCUCGUUCUUCUACAGCUGGCUCGCGCUCGGGGCCUUCGUCCACGUCGCGUGCCGCGAGAGCACCGGCGCCAGUUUCGCGCACCAUCACGUCACGUGCUUCAGGGCCGUUCAUCACCACGCGCAGACUCAGGGAGAUCUUCUUGACAAGUUCCUGUUUUCCGCUUUCAACCUGGUGCCGGGGAUGCUCUGGUGGCAGCUCCUCUUCCACCUCUACGCGGCGCCCUGCGCCAACGUUCAUGAGGCGCAGAUGGCGGUUGCCGAUGUUUACCAGAAGAGGUAUCUACGGCGGGCGAGCGAGCUGUGCGCGCACAUUCUUGUUUUGAUCACCUGUUGUUUGCCCGUGUGCUACGGUGUGUUGGCUUCCACAGACGCGGAUGAUGCCAUGCAGGUUUUGAACCGUGACGUCUCCCGUCUGGACCGUGUUCUCCCGCAUUUGGCCGUAACCAUGUUCAUUUGUUGGGGGCGCGUCCAGGCGUGGACUUUAAGGUUGCUUGCAAUGUUCUUGAUACCCUUCAACCCACUUGUAACACUAGGGAAUCCGAGUGCCGUAUCCAAGCGUACAGGGCUGGACAGGUUAGAGUUUCUUGCCGUAGGGAAGUGGAGAUUGCAAAAGUUGAGAUUCAAGUACCAGUGCUUUCACGGUCUCCGAGCACUGGAGAAUGAGCAGGGAACAUUUUUUCCCCUCACCCCAAGGCCAUCCUGA